AGAUAAUGCGAGAGAGACGGAGGAUCUUCAGAACCUGAAGAUAAUAGGAGCAAGUGCCGACCUCUGGUGUCUCUGCGAAGAUCACCCUGAGGAGCAACUGUCAAUCAUGCGAUCCACGCUGAAACUGGUAGCAAUUGCCCGACACGAGGUCGGUAUGCUCACUUACCUCAUCCUUCACUCCUCUCACUCGUACAAGGUGGUCAUCGAGCUCAAAGGAUUGUCAGACGUUGCUGCCGAGCCCAAUAUAGAGGCGCAGCACAUGUCUUCUGUCAUCGUACAGAACUUCGGACGCCUGGUCGGGACUCUGCGGGUGGCUGAAGUGGGCGCCAGGCUUGUGCCUGCCAUGGCGACCUUCCACGCGGGGGUCAUCAAGUACAAUGGUGACACCAUCCUGCGAGCAGACCGACAUCUCCUCCUGCGUCUCAUCGCUCUAAAGAUCAGAUUGCUCGACUACUUCGCCGUCGAGGGCAAGACUGCGGCUGAGGUCAUAGAAGCGACGCAGCAGGCGGCCGAGUCGAUCGGGCUGGAGCCAGCUCUUCUUGCAGCGCGAGACAGGGUGGAGAGGCGAGAGUCUGCUUUGAACACCCUGCAGUCGCUCUCUACGCUCCUGCGCCACGCCCAUGCGCAAGAUGAGAUUUUCAGGGCUGGAGAGGAGGCGUGGCAGAAGGAGGUCGUCCACGAGUACAAUGGCACUCGGAGUCGUCGGCUGGUGACGGUGGAGGACCGGGAGUCACAGCUUCGCCUGCUGUUUGAGGCCAGAGGCGGCCAGCUGCAGGACCUGCCUCUGCCCAACGGUAUCAAGGCUACCGACCCUGGGGCGAAGGAGGCCUGGUGUUUGUGGUUCCGGGGCCUCAAGACCAACGUCAGCGCAGAGCGUGCUGCCGCCGGCUCCCGGGCAAGCAAGGGAGAGGCCUACGUGGCAGCCCGUGCCCAGCGCGAGACCAACCCUGGACUGCUCCAGAGGGUCAAGGCCACUGCGCAGGGAGGCACGUUCCGGCACACACUCUCGGUCGACGCCGCUCGAGCGGCUCUCGAGAAGAAGGUCUUUGGGGCGAGGAAAGGGGUACACGACUACCACUGCAAGGUCUGCGGCAGCAGCGCCUUGAUAGACCUCAAUACCUCACAAUUUGCGCAUACGUGCGGCAGAAAAGAGGUUCUGAUCAAGAAGCACGACGACGAACGCUUCAUCAUGAAGCGUAUGCAGUCGUCUGCUGAUAUUGAGGUGGCUGCUGAACAAAGCGCCUUGUAGUCUGUGUUGGUAGUCGCGUGGGUAAGCCACCUGGCGGGAAGUGACGCGUAUAUCCAUCUACUGUAGUCUCAUACCCGGUCUGUACUAUGUUCCAACCAUUCAAUCUGAUGCACUGCUUUGGCCAGUAACUGUAACAGUCUGGACCUUCAGCGAACCGUUCGGAAAGAGACGCCCUCUCGUGUGCUAGAUACCUUCUGUGGUCGGCCUCUUACAUUUUUAGAGAAGCUUCGGGAGAAGGCUCUCUACUUCCAGAGAUACAUUAAAACA
Molecule: messenger RNA, 1516 nt
Organism: Microstroma glucosiphilum
Lineage: Eukaryota; Fungi; Basidiomycota; Exobasidiomycetes; Microstromatales; Microstromataceae
Exons: 1
Coding region: 107-1249 (380 amino acids)
Source: RefSeq, a predicted model, not a curated record